Hemicordylus capensis (graceful crag lizard) is the source of this 3161-nucleotide messenger RNA. Its product is annotated as putative ferric-chelate reductase 1. Lineage: Eukaryota; Metazoa; Chordata; Lepidosauria; Squamata; Cordylidae. Gene Ontology annotation, molecular function: oxidoreductase activity, acting on metal ions. The transcript has 18 exons. Bases 482 to 2278 code for a protein of 598 amino acids. The record is from RefSeq and is a predicted model, not a curated record.
CCCACUUUUUCUCCCCCCUCAUCCCAUCCCCGCGCCUGCAUAAUCUUCCCUAGACCUUCUUCAAGGCGUGCUAAAGGUUUUUUGUUUUGCUCCACCCACUUCUGAGAGGAGAGGAGAUACAGCUUGUCAGAAAGCAGGAAGUCUUACAGAGUCUCACAUAUAUACUAGCUUACAAGAGCAGAGUGGGUUGAUCGUGUUUUUUUCUCUACUUGUUUGUCGCAUAUUACUUUUUAAAUGAAAGGGAAAGUUUAGUGGUUAGGUUUUGCUACGUGGGCUGUAUUCAGUAAGGUGUUGUGAGGAAGUGUGACUUCUCGGAGAAGGAAGGACCUGUGCUAACGGAACUGCUCCGGGGUGACUGAUGAGGCUCUCUGAAUGCCCACCUUGUCCUGGUCUUUCAGCUUAACAUUGAGGAAGGUGGACCUGUGCAGAAUUUCUACCUGGAUACGUCCCUCUCCAGUCCAACACUGAUCUGAAAGACCAAAUGGAAUCUGCUGGAAUUUUGAUCAUUGUCUGGGCCCUCACUUGCCUUUCUGGCCCAUCAACUGGCUAUUCGAAUGGAAGAGUUGAAAAGGCCUGCAUGGAUAUGACCCCUCACCAUGGGAAGGGACCUCAAAAAUCUCCUGAGCACACCCUUGUAGUGAACAUGACAGAAUUUAAGCCGGGUGAUCACGUGCAUGUUAAAUUGUCCGGGCCUGUGUUUAAAGGCUUCUUGCUACAAGCCCGUGAUGCUGGGGAUGUGGAAGGCCCUCCUGCUGGCUCUUUUGCACUAGCCAAUGAAUCGAUAUCUCAGCUUCUCACAUGUAAGCAUAAGAAAUCUCGCUGGAAGAACUCGGCUGUCAGUCAUACAAGUUCAUAUAAGAAAACAUAUAUAGAUGCCUUCUGGAUUGCACCUAGCGAUGUACCAAAGAAAAUACAAUUUUUUGUCACAGUUGUGGAAGAAUAUAAGAGAUUUUGGGUAAAAAUUCCUGGCCCUAUAAUUUCCCAGCCUAAAACACCAGCUUUGACAACAACUAUGCCUACUGUAGAGUCCAUUCCAACAUCUCUACCACUUUCCCCACUAUCUCAGCCGUUCAAUGCUUCAGGCUGUGGAACAACAAAGUUUUGUGUGAGAAACCCUUCAAACUGUAAUCCUGAAUCAGAUGACUGCUUCUUUCUGGCCUUCAAGCAAGAUGGUGACUCAGUGCUUGUUGAAAUGAGUGGCCCUAGUGAAGGCUAUAUUGCAUUUGCCCUGUCAAAUGAUCAGUGGAUGGGUGGUGGUGAUGAUGCCUACUUUUGCAUCAGUGAAGAUCAUCAUGUUGACAUAAAUACAGCCUCUCUGAUUGGGCGAGCCUAUCCUGAGUUUGACACGGAGGAAUCGGAUGCUCUUGAAAAACAGUCAUGGAGACUGGCUAACGGUCUUAUGCAGUGUUCUUUCAGGAGAAGAAUAAGUCUUCCUGAUCUUAAAGGGAGACUUGAUCUAGAUGCAAACUACUACAUCUUCCUGGCAGAUGGAGAAGUUGGUGUAGACGGUACAAUCUACAAGCACCACAGACAGCCUCUGGUCACGAAUGGAAAGUAUAACAUUUCAGGACCAGCACAGGAUAUUGGGGGAUCUCGUUCCCCACUCCUCAUAAAGAUCCAUGGUGCAUUAAUGUUUGUUGCAUGGAUGACCACAGUUAGCAUUGGUGUCAUUGUUGCCCGCUUUUUCAAGCCCGUCUGGCCUCAGUCACUGUUUGGAGAGGAGAUCUGGUUUCAGGUCCAUCGUGCACUGAUGAUGACAACUGUGUUACUUACAAGCAUAUCUUUUGUUCUUCCUUUUGUGUACCGUGGAGGUUGGAGUCAACAAGCAGGCUUUCAUGCAUACCUUGGCUGUACAGUGAUGGCACUGGCAAUCGUUCAGCCCCUUAUGGCAGCAGUCAGACCACCUCCCCAAGCACCAAGGAGGCACGUCUUUAACUGCCUACACUGGUGCACUGGCACAACUGCUAGAAUUUUAGCUGUGGUAACUGUGUUCCUGGGAAUGGACUUGCCAGCUCUCAACCUUCCAGAUCCAUGGGACACUUACACAAUGAUUGGGUUUGUAGCUUGGCAUGUUGGCAUAGACAUCCUUCUGGAGAUGCAUGGCUACUGUCUCAUUCGCAAAGUUGAAGUACUAGAAGAUGACAGGAUACACAUCUUGCAAUCCAUGAACUCUCUCAAGGCACAGGGCCAUACCUUUAAGCAGACAGUACUAAUCAUCUACAUUUGUGGCAAUAUAGCAUUUCUCGUCACCUUCCUGGCAGCAAUUGGACAAAUAUGACAAUGAAGAGGUCUUAAAUCAUCUGGCGAGCCUGUAAUUGUGUGGAGAUGCAUCUUUCUACUGUGAAAGUUCAGCAUUGGGGAACAAACUUUUUAUCUGCAAAUUCAGGAUUUAAGCAACCUGCUUCCUUGCCAUACAGCUGUUUAAGGGCAGAACUAAAUGUUCUCUGCAAAUCUGUCCCAACCUUGAUUUGAGCCUGCCUUUAUCUUGACCCCACUUGUUUCAACACUAUCAGUUUGGAUCCUAUAACCUCCUCUGUCACCAGAGGGCUCAGGUGAGAGGCUCUUGCUUUGGACCAGUUGGACAUUCUUGCUUUAGAGUUGGUAUUCCUGCUUUAGAGUUGCUGCCUACAUGAAUUGAACUGGCUGUUAUCACACUUCAUAAGUUUUGCUCAUUUCUCAUAAGUUGGUGUUUGAAUUGGCAUGUUACUUGGCUAGUACCUUUUUUCAUUUGGUAGCCAUUAGAGUAGGGAAGGACAUGAGGCUGCCUGCCCACUUUGGCCUAUUCAGUGAAGAAUGAAUCUGAUCAUGAUCUUCCCAUCUCUCCCCAACUGAGCACAGAUGCAGUCAUUUCAUCAGUAUUAUCAAGCUAGACCUCACGAAUCGCUUGCAUAAGAGGAUCCCUUUUGUAUUUUCUCAGGUUUCCAUUGAGAAUGUAAGGCAGAAGUCUUAUUCAUAGGGGUUACAGCAGUAGUUUGGAACCUUAGAGGGAGAAACAUGAAUGGAAGCCUAACAGGUCCCAAAUAUCACUUGGACCCUAGGUGGUGAUCAUGUACUCUAACUUGAUUGAUAGGCUUGAUUCACACAGCUGAAAACUGGGUAGGACAAGUGCCCUACCCGAGUUUGGGAGCAGUGUGUGACCCCAAUUUUUGGUUGUGUGGGUG